Triplophysa rosa is the source of this 2520-nucleotide messenger RNA. RefSeq names its product inter-alpha-trypsin inhibitor heavy chain 3a, tandem duplicate 1 (gene itih3a.1). Gene Ontology annotation, molecular function: serine-type endopeptidase inhibitor activity. Gene Ontology annotation, biological process: hyaluronan metabolic process. Lineage: Eukaryota; Metazoa; Chordata; Actinopteri; Cypriniformes; Nemacheilidae. The coding region runs from base 16 to 2520 and encodes 834 amino acids. The record is from RefSeq and is a predicted model, not a curated record. The transcript is spliced from 19 exons.
UUUGCUCACACCGUCAUGACCACUAAAGUUCUCAAUAAAGCCAACGUCUCGCAGGAAUUGUUUUUUGAGGUGGAGCUUCCCAAGACGUCCUUCAUUACCAACUUCAGCAUGGAGAUUGAUGGGAAAACAUAUACAGGUGAGGUGAAAGAGAAAGAGAAGGCCAAGCAGCAGUAUGAGAAGGCUGUAUCAUCUGGACGGACUGCUGGACUGGUCAAGGCUUCGGGUAGAAAGAUGGAGAAGUUCUCAGUUAAUGUGAAUGUGGCAGCAAACAGCAGCGUCAUAUUUACUCUCACCCAUGAGGAGCUUCUUCAGCGUGUGUUUGGCAAAUAUGAGCUCAUGAUCAGAGUCAAACCCAAACAGUUGGUCCAGCACUUUGAGAUUGUGGCAGACAUCUAUGAACCACAGGGCAUUGCGUUUGUAGACGCCUAUGGCACAUUCAUCACGAAUGAGCUGCUCCCUCUAGUGGAGAAAACUGUCACUGAGAAAAAGGCCCAUGUGUCAUUUUCUCCAACACUGGACCAACAGAGGACUUGCCCUGACUGUGAAGGCACACUUAUUGAUGGAGAUUUCUUUAUCAAAUAUGAUGUGAACCGUGCUCAUGACAUCGGAAACAUUCAGAUUGUGAAUGGGUACUUUGUGCAUUUUUUUGCACCAACCAAUCUUCAGCGAGUUCCGAAGAUGGUGGUUUUUGUUAUAGACAAUAGCUUUUCCAUGCAAGGGAAUAAACUGGCUCAGACUAAGGAGGCAAUGUUGACCAUUCUGAGUGAACUUCCAGAAGACGACUACUUUGCAAUCAUUGUGUUUUCAACAAACUUUAUUUUGUGGAGGCCACAUUUGAGCAAAGCAACACAGGAAAAUGUGGAAGAUGCCAAGAAAUUUGUCAAAACUAUUGAAGUUGUUGGGGGUACAGAAAUGCAUGAUCCUAUGAUACAUGCUGUGAAGAUGUUGUAUGAAGAACCACGCAAUGGUACAACACCACCGAAUGCCAUUCCAAUGAUCAUUCUGCUGACUGAUGGGGAACCAAACCGAUAUCCAAGAACUCUGCCUGAGAUCCAGGAAAGCAUUCGCAAUGCCAUCAGUGGGAACAUCAGUGUGUUCUCUUUGGCCUUUGGCAGGGGUGCAGAUUAUGGAUUUUUGGAUGUUCUGAGCAAGCAGAACAAUGGAAUCGCACGCAGAAUUUAUGAGGAUUCAGACGCUCCACUUCAGCUAAAGGGAUUUUAUGAAGAAGUGGCGAGUCCUCUCCUUUCAGAUGUGAAUUUUCACUAUCCGGACAACACUGUCAACUCACUGACAAAAAGCCACUUUAAACAGCUCUUCAAGGGCUCGGAGAUCAUGGUCGCUGGUCAACUUAAUGACUUGGAACUGAACAACUUUCUAGUUGAAGUAACUGCACAAGGGCUGGAGAAUAAUUUUGAGGCGAAAGGUCAGGCAUACUCUGAGGAGUGGAAAACCAUAUAUCCUGAUGAAGAGUAUAUCUUUGGAGAUUUCACCGAGCGUCUCUGGGCGUAUCUGACCAUCCAGGAGCUCUUGGAUAAGAAAGACCAGGGUUCACCUGAGGAGAAAGGAAAUGCCACCGCUGAGGCUUUGGAACUCUCAUUGAAGUACAACUUUGUCACACCACUGACAUCAAUGGUUGUCACCAAACCUGAAAGUGACGACUCGCUCAUUGCCGAUAAGUUGACUGAAGAGCAACGUGGAAAAGUUCAAAGUUAUGGCCUUGCAGGUUACAAUGCUGUACCAUCAAGCUACAGCUACACAGCACCUACAAAUUAUGUUGAUGGAGAUCCACACUUCAUCAUUGAACUCCCACGUCACAAUGAUGCGCUGUGCUUUAACAUUGAUGACAAACCCGGUACCAUAUUUAACUUGGUUAGAGACCCACUGACAGGUAUUGUGGUCAAUGGACAAACCAUUGGAGAUAAGAAGGUGGCCCCGGGGAAGAAGGUGAACACUUAUUUUGGGCGGUUUGGAAUCAUCCAUGAGAGGUAUGGUAUCAGAUUAAUGGUGAGCACAAAGGAGAUCUCAGUGUCUGAGGAGGGAAAACAGGCAAAGUUUUUCUGGACCGAUACUGGCACCAUUAAAGGGCUGAACAUGGAUCUGCAGGUAGUGAAAGAUCGCAGCUUAACGGUGACUUUGAGGAACUCGGUCAAGUUUCAGAUCAUCCUUCACAAAGUAUGGAAGGACCAUCCGUAUCACCAAGACUAUCUUGGAUUCUACACCCUGGACAGCCACCUGCUAUCAAACAGUGUUCAUGGACUGCUUGGACAGUUCUAUCACGGGCUGGAGUUUGAGGUGAGUGACCCGUUUCCAGGAAAAGAUCAAGGCAAACAGGAUGCUGUCAUGUUCGUGAAAGGACAUGAGCUUGUUGUUACAAGGGGUUGGCAGAGAGAUUUCAGAGAGGAUGUGAAGAAAGGAGAAAAAGUGCCUUGUUGGUUCAUUCAUAAUAACGGCACUGGACUGCUCGAGGGAGUUCACACAGACUACAUAGUGUCUGGUCUCUUCAAAAUCAAACAAGAAUGA